AUGCAGAACAUGUCUAUUCAAUGUUUCAACGAAGAAAAGCAUCCAGUCCUGCAAAAUACUUAUGAUCAUUCUGCUGCUGUCAAUAGUUUGGUCUGCGAAGGAAAAUUAACAACAUUCAAGCAAGCUCGAGCUAUAACGCCGGACGCAAUAGAUUGUCAUACAAUGAUCACUACACAAAAAACUAUUCUACAUCAAAUAUUACGACUAGCAAAGUGUAUUGAACCUCGUUGCUACAACCUAUUGUUAAAAUAUGUAUUUACUUGCUAUCCUCCGGAAUGGUUUCAAUGCGAUGGUGAAAAUGAGAAUGACUACCAUCUCAUUUUUCAUGAUAUUUGUGAAAUUAACAAGCAACAUAAAAAUUUGUGCAAAUAUGCAUCUUACCUCUAUCGGAUAUCAGCAGUUGUCAAGUGCACAGUAUUAGUAGGAAGCAUCGUUGAUCUACCGUCGAAUAUUACCUUUCCUCAAGCAGAUAAAACCGCAGGAACAACUUCGAAAAGUGCGAAGAUUGAAUUAGAUGAAAUUUGGAACGAACAGCAAAAAGCAGCUAGUCGACGGACCUUAUGGUAUUCUAUGAAAUCCAGCAAAUAUUUCAAAUGUUUUCAACUUCGACAUUGCAACAGAAUACGUUCAGAGAACAGAAUUGAGUGUGCACGAAGUAGAUUCGAACGAUUAGGUGGAGAAAUAGAACAUGGCGUUGUUUUCGUGCGUGGACGGAACGGAAAUGCACUCUUGAAAAUGCUCUACGUCUUCAUCGAAGAGUUUCGAAUUCAUACUAUAAGUCUGGAAAACGCCAAAAUAACCAAAGAUUCACUUGUUCAAUUACUAAAUUUCAUUUCCCAUGAAAACAACAUCAUCAAACUUGAAUUGAAUGACGUUUCUGUGAAAAACUACUGCCGAUGUGUGAAGACACGAGAUAUGAUUUCAAUGCUCAAUCGUGCAGUCGAAACGAAUGAUAAACUUACUGUUCAAUAUGUAAUCACUAAAUCGUUCACGAAAGUUCAAGAACAUUUGUUCGAUAUCAUUAUACACACAAACUCACGACUAAUAUUUCAAAUUCAAUUAGAAAAGCAAACUCCAUCAGUCGAACUAUUCGGUACACAUCAACAUGGUUUCGUUAUAUCGGUCAACAAACAUAACACAACGAAUAAUAUCGUGUCUUCUGCAAAAAUUACCCAGAUUUUGCAACAGUGGAAUAUAUCAGAGUUUCAAUUACAUAAUGCAAUUCUUUCCGCGGAUCUAAAAGAUAUUCAAACUCGAUUCCUUGCAAUUGGUAAGCCGUUUCAACUGAUUUUCUACUGA
This is a messenger RNA of Adineta ricciae, 1299 nucleotides long. NCBI's taxonomy places the organism in Eukaryota, Metazoa, Rotifera, Eurotatoria, Adinetida, Adinetidae. The record is from the annotation of a GenBank genome assembly.